GGGUGGGUGCAGGGCCGCGCUCGCUCUGCCGGUGCCCCGGGGGAGGCCCUGGGGCUCGGGAAGGCGGCAGCGGCGGGCUCUACCGACAGGCCCCGGUCGCGCUCACCGUCCCGGCGGGCACAGCCGUGGCCAGGCCCCGCCGCGCUGAGCGCAGCCGGGGCUCGGGGCUGGCUGGGCUCGCUGCGGGCCCGGCCGUCAGCGCGGGAGGUAGCGCGGCUCCUCCUAACCCUGCAGCCCCUGCCUGGGGCGCCUGUAAGGCGAGACUGAGCCGGGCUCUGCGCAUGGGCUGAGCUUCGCCCUGGCCGCGCCAGAAGCGCCGCCAAACCAGCGCCAGGUUGUCCGCGUCCAGCCUCGCAUCGCUUCAGCCAAACGGGGGUCACGUCGCCCCCGAGUUGACGCUUGUUCAUAGUCACCCAGCCUGGCCCGGGCAGCGGGGUCCUGUGUUCUCGGUUGUCCGAGUCCUGGAGAAAGAAAUCAAAUUGCGCAGGUUCCUUAUUUUUGUAUAAAGAUUGAGAGAAGUCAACCUGCUGAGAUUAUGGCACUGAAACAGAUUUCCAGCAACAAAUGCUUUGAGGGUUUCCAGAAGGUGUUUGAACAUGACAGAUCAGGGAUCGGCAACCUUUGGCACGCGGUCUGCCAGGGUCCCAGGCCGGUUUGUUUACCUGUCACCGUUCCAGGCCAAUGGGGGCAGCGAGAAGCAGCGGCCAGAACAUCCCUCGGCCCGCGCAGUAUAGAGUUAAAAUGCAAAAUGAGGUUUGGAAUCUAUUUGCCACCAAAAGCAGAAAUUGGAAAGUGUCCUGUGCUGUACUGGCUCUCAGGAUUAACUUGUACAGAACAGAACUUUAUUACCAAAUCUGGUUUUCAUCAGGCUGCAGCUGAACAUGGCCUCAUUGUAGUUGCACCAGAUACCAGUCCACGUGGCUGCAAUAUUGAAGGAGAAGAUGAGAGCUGGGAUUUCGGCACAGGUGCUGGUUUUUAUGUAGACGCCACUGAGGAACCAUGGAAAACCAACUAUAGAAUGUACUCGUACAUAAAGGAUGAGCUGCCUAAAUUAAUAAAAGCCAAUUUCCCAGCUGACUCAGACAGGAUGUCUGUUUUUGGGCACUCAAUGGGUGGCCAUGGAGCUCUUAUCCUUGCUUUGAAGAAUCCUGGAAAAUACAAAUCUGUAUCAGCAUUUGCUCCUAUCUGCAACCCAGUCCAGUGUCCCUGGGGGAAGAAAGCUUUUGGUGGAUAUCUGGGAUCAGAUCUAACUAAAUGGGAGGCAUAUGAUGCUACCUAUCUUGUGAAGUCUUAUCCAGAUUCUCAUCUUGACAUCUUAAUUGAUCAAGGCAAAGAUGACCAGUUCCUUUCAGCAGGACAGUUACUGCCCGACAACUUUAUUGCUGCCUGCACAGAGCGGAAAAUCCCUGUAGUCUUUAGAUUGCAACAGGGCUACGAUCACAGCUACUUCUUCAUUGCGACGUUUGUUAAUGAUCACAUCAGACAUCAUGCAAAAUACCUCAAUGCUUGAAGCGUAGGAGUCUCUUUUGUCCAGUACAAGUCAAUAUGUACACAAACGUUAACACAAAUCACUUGCUGAAUUAGUGCCUAUAAAAUGGAGUCAUGCUGAUAGUAGUGCUAAAAAUCCUUAAUUCUCUUUGUGUACUUCAGAAUAAAUAUUUUGAAUGUG
Messenger RNA from Malaclemys terrapin pileata, 1669 nucleotides. It is a transcript of the gene ESD, whose product is annotated as esterase D. Gene Ontology annotation, molecular function: S-formylglutathione hydrolase activity. Gene Ontology annotation, biological process: formaldehyde catabolic process. NCBI's taxonomy places the organism in Eukaryota, Metazoa, Chordata, Testudines, Emydidae. The coding region runs from base 536 to 1510 and encodes 324 amino acids. The record is from RefSeq and is a predicted model, not a curated record. Gene Ontology annotation, cellular component: cytosol. The transcript has 11 exons.